Messenger RNA from Triticum aestivum (bread wheat), 3615 nucleotides. Its product is annotated as disease resistance protein RPM1-like. Bases 344 to 3166 code for a protein of 940 amino acids. Lineage: Eukaryota; Viridiplantae; Streptophyta; Magnoliopsida; Poales; Poaceae. The record is from RefSeq and is a predicted model, not a curated record. Gene Ontology annotation, biological process: defense response to other organism. The transcript has 4 exons. Gene Ontology annotation, molecular function: ADP binding.
CGGCAACCGCUGUAUCGCCUCGUCCUCGCAUUUUCAGCGGCGCUGUCGCGGCAAAACUUUUCCCAGACGAUAGGGCGGCAGUGCGGCACCACCAUCGCCGCGCCCUAGCCUCACGCCAGAGCCGAGAGGGGUCAAGGAGCGGCCUCUUCGGCGCCGGCGAGCACGAGAACCUUUCUCUGUCGUUUCUCCCCGGCGGCUGCCGAGAAGAUAAAUUCACUAGCAGUUCAUCCAUCCUACACAUGAUUGUCACAUGGAGAAUUCCAGGAACAGAUCUGCAUUUACAUGAAGCUUCUUCAAUGAUGUCGUGCUAGUCUGCUGUGCUAACAUUUUGAGGGGAUCACACAUGGCAGACACCCUAUUUCUUGUUCUCAGAAAAAUUGCUCUCUCCCUCGGAGGAGCGGCGUCAGAGAAGCUGAGCACAGAGGUAGUGGAGGCAGCAUCGGUUCUGACGGAUUUCGAGCAUGGCAUGAAACAGAUCGAGGGCGAGUUCAUGAUUCUGCAGGCAUUUAUUGGCCAGGUUAGCGCACAGAAUGUUGGUGACAAGACAUUUGAUGCCUGGCUGGACCAAGUUAGAGAUGUUGCCCAUCAGGUAGAAGAUAUCAUUGACGAGUAUACUUUCCUCACUUCGCAAGCUGCUGGCAUAGACGGAUUCUUCAAGAGGAAAUUCCAUCAGGCUAAGAGCUUUGCAGCAUGGCGGAACCUGUCAAGCCAGAUUGAUCAAGUAGAAACUCGAAUUCAGCGGCUCACUACAAUGAAAGAUCGUUAUGGAAUUUCUGUAGGAGAACCGGGCAGGAGUAGCACACUACAAUAUGCCAGGCAGCUCUCUCUAUCAGAUUCUUCUUAUCUAUCUGAUGAUACUGAGUUAGUGGGCAAUGCCAGUGAAAUAAGUAUGUUGACACAAUGGCUACUCACAGAGCGACAAGACCGAUUGAUCAUGUCCAUCCUUGGCAUGGGAGGUCUAGGAAAAACAACCAUAGCAAGCAGUAUCUACAAAAAUCAACAGAUUAUCAGAAUGUUUGACUGUCAUGUGUGGGUGACUUUAUCUCAGAAUUAUCUAGUUGAAGACCUACUGAGGCAAAUCAUGAAGCAACUGAUGGACCAAAGAGCCUACAUGGCCAGUGGUAUCGAGACUAUGAGUCGUGUAAGACUAAUUGAGGAACUUCAGAGCUACCUACAGGACAAGAAAUAUAUGAUUGUCUUGGAUGAUGUAUGGGAUAGAGAUGACUGGUUAUUUUUGAAGCGUGCACUUGUAAUAAAUAAUCAUGGAAGUAGAGUGCUAGUGACAACUCGCAAAAAGGAUGUUGCUUCCUUAGCAAAUGACGGAUUUGUUGUGGAGCUUAAAGUUCUUCCUUAUGCUGAAGCAUGGGACCUAUUCUGUCAAAAGGCAUUCCGUAGAUUAGAAGACAAAAUAUGUCCACUAAAUCUGAGGCCUUGGGCAGAUAAAAUUGUGAAGAAGUGCCAAGGACUUCCACUGGCUAUCGUCGCAGUUGGGAGCCUUUUGUCGUACCGAGAACUAGAGGAGCAAGAGUGGAGUUCUCUCCACAACCAACUUAGCUGGCAACUAGCUAACAAUCCAGAGCUCAGUUGGAUUAUGAGUGUUCUGAAUCUCAGCUUGAAUGAUCUCCCAAGUCAUUUAAAGAAUUGCUUCCUAUACUGCAGCCUUUUCCCUGAAGACUACAAGGUUAAAAGAAGAUGGAUCUGCAGGCUUUGGGUCGCAGAAGGUCUUGUUGAGGAAAGAGGUGCCGGGACAACAAUGGAGGAAGUUGCUGAGUGUUACCUAAAGGAGCUCACUCGUCGUUCUCUUCUUGAAGUUGCAGAAAGGAAUGUUCAUGGAAGAGCUAGCUCAUUUCAAAUGCAUGACCUUGUGCGCGAUGCAUGUCUGAUUGUUGCAAACAGAGAGAAGUUUGCUGUCGUAUACGGUGACCCUGGUAUAACCCAGGUUAACUCUGAAGUCCGCCGCUUGUUUGUUCAGAAGCAUGCUCGGUCUCUAAAGGUUGCUGCAGCGUCACGGAUCCGAUCUUUAAUCUUAUUUGACACACAAGUUGCAUCCUCUUGGAUAUAUGACAUUUCAUCAAAUUUCAGACUGAUCCGUGUCCUGUGUCUAAGGUUUGCUAACAUUCAUCAAGUGCCGGCUGUUGUCCCAGACUUGCUUAAUUUGCACUAUUUGGAUUUAGCUCACACAAAGGUUAAGCAUAUACCAGCAUCGCUCGGUAAACUUACGAACCUACAAGUUUUAGACCUGCGGUUCACCUACGUGGAGCAGCUGCCAUGGGAAAUAACAAACCUUACUAAAUUGAGGCAUCUGUAUGUAUACAUGCUCCGUGAUGUUCAAGAAAGGAUAUUUGACUGCUUUUCUGCUACAAAUAUCCCUGGCAAUAUUAGCCGUCUAAAGAAUCUGCAAAGCUUACAAUCUGUUUCGGCCAAUAAAGACCUACUUACGCAGCUCGGUGAGUUGACACUGAUGAGAAGUUUCGCUAUAAUGAAAAUGCGUCAAAACUACAUUGCAGAGUUAUGGGACUCCUUGGCCAGGAUGCCUAGCCUCAGUAGGUUGGUUAUUUUUGCAAACAGCAAGGAUGAGGUUCUUAAUCUGAUAAAGAUAAAGCCCUUGCGAAAUCUGAAGUUUUUUUGGUUGAGAGGGAGGUUGUAUGAGGGAGUGCUCCCGCAGAUGUUUGCAAGUUUUGAGAAGCUCGCUGCGUUGAAACUUGAUUGUUCUUGUCUGAAGAAAGAUCCUAUUAACUCCUUUGCUCACACGCUGAAUCUAGUGUAUCUGAAUCUUUGCAGAACUUAUGAUGGGGAACAAUUAACAUUUCGUGCAGGAUGGUUUCCCAAGCUCAGUUCUCUUGCAUUAGUUGACAUGGAACGUUUAAAUUCGAUUGAGAUUGAGGAAGGCACAAUGAAGGUUCUACAUACUUUGGAGAUUGUUGGUCUAAAGAGUCUGAAGAUAGUGCCUCGAGGCAUCAAGCACAUUAAGACACUACAGAAGAUGGUUCUAACAGAUAUGCGAAAGGAGUUCAUGGAUAGGCUGCAUGCGGAUGACAGUGACAUUGUUGAGCAUAUACCUGACAUCCAGAGUUUUGACUCCUUCGAUUCUGAAGCUGUUAAGAAGAUGGUUCUUCUGCCACAUCUUGCAAAGAAGUAUGGCACAGGCUGGUGGGAGCUUUGUUAAGAUAUCUAGAUACUUAUGUUGGUUAGGGUUCUACCCGCCUCUGACAUGUAGAUAAACUUGGAGUGCAAUUUGUAUGAUAGUCCCUCCGUUCCAAAAUAAGUGUCUCAGCUUUAGUACAACUUUUUACUAAAAUUAGUGCAAAGUUGUGACACUUAUUUUGAGACAGAGGGAGUAUGAUUGUAACAACCUUAACCGUGCAUUGUAAGUAUACGUGGACUCCUACGGUUGGUAGAUACGCUUCCCAACAUUUUCAUAAGCUGCAGGCAGGAGAUAUAUCGGGCUGUUUAGAUUAUUGCUCCGAGACGCGCUGCCAAAAUAUUGGUCGUUGACCCAGACGUGGUGCUCAUUUGGAUGGAGGCCAAAUAAUUGGUGCGCCCACCCCUCCGUAGCAGCUCAUAGUUCUUGCGCAGGGCGAUCAUUUGCCCCACUGCAUGGAGGGGGGAAGCAUG